AUGAAUGAAACACCUGCAGAUGCAGGCACCAAUGAGGAGGAACCAGAGAAUCUCCUGAAGUCAAAUAUGAAGCCAUCUUACAUACUGAAGGAGCUAAAGGUGCCCCUUAUUGAUCUCCAGACAUGCAGUGACUACUAUCAGAAAGCAAACUUGCAUGGAAUCAAGCCCAUCAUCAGUGAAGAAAUGAUCUGUUCCAAGCUCCCAGUGGGGCAGAUGGAUCAGUGUAUAAAAAUCGGACUCGCCCUAUAUCCUAUGGCUAACACUGUGACAAAGAUGCUGCACUUGAUCUUAGCCAAAAGGCCAAGAAGCAGUAACACUGUGACAAAGAAGGAAACAAAAAAAAUUGGGAAAAAUGAGCCAGUGUGUGGACGACCUGUAUACUCAGGCCGUGUUGUGGGUGGCCAGGAUGCUGUUGCAGGGCACUGGCCUUGGCAAGUCAGCGUGCGCUUGGGCCAGAACCAUGUCUGUGGAGGGUCUCUCAUCAGUGACAGGUGGAUACUGACAGCAGCACACUGCUUAAAAAAGAACUGGAUUCCUUUGUUGUAUACUGUACAGCUGGGAUCGAUUCAGAUAGACCAACCAAGUCAAAGUGUGAAGCAUCGUGUGUUCAAAAUUAUUAUCCAUCCCCAAACUCAACAUACAACUGCAGACAUCGCCUUGUUGAAACUGGUCUCUAGAGUCACCUUUACCUCUUUCAUCCUGCCCAUCUGCUUGCCCCGUAUCACAAAGCAGUUGAAAAUUCCAGCCUCUUGCUGGGUGACUGGAUGGGGAAAGGUUAAAGAAGGUGAAGAUACCGAUUACCCCUCCAUCCUCCAGGAAGCAGAAAUACCCAUCUUUGACCGCCAGACCUGUGAAAAACUCUACAACCCAAUCGGUUCCAUACUGCCAGAAUCAGAACCAGUCAUCCAAGACGACGAGAUAUGUGCUGGUGAUACAGCUAAAAUGAAGGAUACUUGCAAGGGUGAUUCUGGAGGACCUCUGUCAUGUCAUAUUAACGGUGUAUGGACCCAGAUAGGACUAGUAAGCUGGGGAAUAGGCUGUGCUGAAUCUCUCCCUGGAGUCUACACCAGCGUGAUCUACUAUCAAAAAUGGAUUAAGACCACUAUCUCAAGAGCUGAGGUCUUGGGUGCCAAUAAUUUGGACUUACCUGACUUCCUGUACCUUACUGUACUGCUCUCUCUGGCCCUGCUGGGACCCUUCUGUGCCUUUGGGCCUAACACUGUAAGGAGAGUAAACAGUAUAGCUAAAGCCACUGGCCAACGGCUGUCAAACGGCAACCUCCUUUCCCCAAGUCAGGUGAAGUCCGCAGCGUUGAACUUGCUGCUUGCUUUGACGCCCUACAUGACGCCCUAUCACUUGCCCAGCUGGUCAUGCCUUCCUCAGGGGCCUGGGGCCUUUAAGCAGCAGCACCGGCUGCAAUAA
Neomonachus schauinslandi (Hawaiian monk seal) is the source of this 1422-nucleotide messenger RNA. RefSeq names its product serine protease 48 (gene PRSS48). Gene Ontology annotation, molecular function: serine-type endopeptidase activity. Gene Ontology annotation, biological process: proteolysis. The record is from RefSeq and is a predicted model, not a curated record. NCBI's taxonomy places the organism in Eukaryota, Metazoa, Chordata, Mammalia, Carnivora, Phocidae.